Messenger RNA from Ceratina calcarata, 1354 nucleotides. Its product is annotated as queuosine salvage protein. NCBI's taxonomy places the organism in Eukaryota, Metazoa, Arthropoda, Insecta, Hymenoptera, Apidae. The record is from RefSeq and is a predicted model, not a curated record. Bases 127 to 1158 code for a protein of 343 amino acids. The transcript is spliced from 6 exons.
ACUAUAGUACAGUAUUGUGCUAUACGCAAAGUGGCCAAGUGCAGUUAAGUGUUUUGGCAGUGUUUCGGCUAGUAGAUAGAAUUUUUCCGAUAUUUCAAUAGUUAAUUUGCAUUCGUGAUUGAAAUUAUGAACGCUAUUUCUUCAACAAUGGCCCUAAUGCCGAGAGAAUCCGCGAAGUUCAUAGCGCAUCGCGCUAAGAACGUUUUCAUUGAGGAAGGAGGCGUAAAGAACUUAGCCUACACGGUUUUAGAAGGCCUUAAAAGCCGUAAAGUAAGUGUGAACAAUUUUUCUCAAAUCGAAGUCCAUCCAUCUCCUGAAGAUCCAAAAGCAGUCGAUUGGAUAUUUGUGUUGGACACGUUGAAUUAUUCCUUCUGGAGUGAAACAGAUGCGCCAAAGUGGACAGUUAAUGGUCAGACCGGUUACUUUGCACUGUGUGCUGCUAUUAAAAGGGCGAUAGAGGAGGGAAAACCCAUAGUCGAUCCCAAGUAUUAUUCCCAAAUAACGAGAUCUGAGGCUGAACGUAUUUUUCGGGGCGAUAGCGAGGCUAGUAUCCCUCUGUUAGACGAAAGAGUUAAAUCUUUGCGCGAGACCGGCAGGAUUUUGUUAGAAAAGUAUCAAGGCAGUUUCGUCAAUUGUAUCAAAUCAUGUUCGCGUUCGACGGAACAAUUGCUCAAGUGUAUCGUGAGAGAUUUCGAGUCUUACCGAGACGAGGCGACUUACGAAAAUCAGAGAGUGAGCUUUUACAAGAGAGUUCAAAUACUGAUCGGGGACAUCUGGGCGUGCUUCAAAGGACAGGGUAUCGGUGAAUUCGAGGACAUUGAUCACAUCACGAUGUUCGCCGAUUACCGUAUUCCCCAGGUUCUCGUACACUUUGGCGCUAUUCGUUAUAACAAUACUCUGCUCAGCAGACUGCAGUCCGAUAUAGAGUUAGAAAACGGUAGCGAGGACGAAAUUGAGAUUCGUGGUUGUUCGAUUGAGGUAGUGGAACGAGUCAAGGAUGAGGUAAGGGAUUUGAUCGAGCGUUAUCCGAACCUGGCGUUAAAGAAAUCAGACAUUAACGCCGUACUGAUCGAUCAUUUUUUGUGGGACUAUCGGCGAGAACAUGCUGAAGAAUUAGAGAGAAUACCGUUUCAUAAAACUAGGUGUAUAUAUUAUUGAAUUAUCGCAAUUAGAAUUUUUACUGGCCUCUCAAAGCUGGCCAAAAGUGACUUCUUGAGUAUUUUAUAAAUAAUAGUAUUCCAUAAUUUUGUAAAUGAUGGAAGAAGGAAAGGAGACCGAUGUAGUUUUAUGUUCCUGCAUAAUUAUAAAUAAUAUUCAUUUAUGUAUAUUGAUGAAAUAAAAUAUCGAGCAUUUA